AUGAAUGAAACGCAGCCAUUCAUAAAGAACACGGAGGAGGGGCGUUUCUGGGAGCUGUCACGCGAUUGGUUCAGGCUGCGAAACGACGUCUCGCGCGGCCAAUCAGCGGCCAGAACAGAGGUCGGAUUACGAACGUCACAAGAGAGUGAAGACUUGGGUCUUGCGAUGGAUGGCUUCUAUGACCAGCAGGUGCCCUUUGUGGCCCCUGAGAGGAGAUGUGCCACUGAAGAAGACGCGCGUUUAAACAGCCGGAAAAGGAAAUACAUGGACACAGAACUGGCCCAAGACACCGAAGACCUGUUCCAAGAUCUUUUCCAGCUGCAGGAGAUCUGGAUCGCUGAAGCCCAGUCUCCGGACGACGAGCAGUUUGUUCCAGAUUUCCAACCAAACAAUGUGUGUGCGAGCGGUCCAGCGGUGCAGAGAGUGAAGCGAGAGCCCAGCCCCAGCUCACAGUCCCCCUGCCGGACCCCUCAACGGGACAUGUGCCUUUAUCCUUACAGUGCCUCCUGUGAAGCCAAACCAGCCGCUCUCAAAGGCCCGCCUCUGCUUCAGAGACAAGCUCACCCAUUGGUCACUCCGCCUGUCCGUCACUGCCCUCAGGCCCCGCCUCCUCCUCCUCACCACAGUCUCCCGCAGCAGCAGCAGUUUGUCCUGCCUCAUGCUCCAGCGCCCCCCAGUGGAGGCUACAGCACACAGCAACGUUUCCAGAGGCAGCUAUCGGAGCCCAGUCUUCAGUUCCUGCCCCCUGGCUCCUCCCCCUCGGCUCGCCCGCUCUACCAGAGGCAUCACUCGGAGCCCCUGGUUCAGGCCCCGGCUCCGCUCUUCAAACAGGAGCUGGUGGACCCCCUGUACCCUCCCUCGUCCACACAGAGCAGCUACCGACAUGUCAGCAUCAAACAGGAGCCCAGGGACCACGCCUUCGACACCGAUGUCCAAAGCUGCCAAUCUUCCUUUGAAAAGCCCCCACAUUUAUAUCACAGUAACCAGCACGGAUUCGCUCACAGAGACCCGCAGAUGUUUUACGACGACACGUGUGUGGUUCCCGACAGACUGGACGGUAAGAUGAAGUGUGAGGGUCUGCCGUACCAGCGCCGUGGCUCCCUGCAGCUCUGGCAGUUUCUCCUGACGCUGCUGGAAAACCCCAACAACUCUCACCUGAUCGUGUGGACGGGUCGCAACAUGGAGUUCAAGCUCAUCGACCCCGAGGAGGUGGCCCGUCUGUGGGGAGUUCAGAAAAACCGUCCGGCCAUGAACUACGACAAACUCAGCCGCUCUCUGCGUUACUAUUACGAGAAAGGAAUCAUGCAGAAGGUGGCUGGGGAACGAUACGUCUACAAGUUUGUGUGUAACCCGGACGCCCUGUUCUCCAUGGCCUUCACCGAGAACCCGCGGCAGAACCAGAUCAAACCCGAUCCGGACGCACAACUCCGAGUCCCGGACGCAGACGGACCGGUGCUGCCUCCUUUCGACGAGGACGGUCCCUACCUCCCAGACGUCACGGAGCAAUGCAUCAUGGAACUUCCCUACGCAGAGUCGUGCCCGUACCAGAGCCUCGCCGAGCCAUUCAACUGA
Knipowitschia caucasica is the source of this 1572-nucleotide messenger RNA. Lineage: Eukaryota; Metazoa; Chordata; Actinopteri; Gobiiformes; Gobiidae. The record is from the annotation of a GenBank genome assembly.